AAGAUUAAAUGGGUUAUAGAUUUAAAUUGAUGUAAAUACAUUGAUAUCAAUUUACAUGUAUAUAAAUAUAUUUAUGAUUAAGCAUGCUUAUAUGAUUGCUAUUUACCAUUUAUAAAUUCCCCACAUUUAUCCUGCUUGCAAAAAAAUAAGCAGUUAUAAUAGACAGAGAGCAUUAGUUUUAUGGGGAAACCUUCUUUGUUCUUGUUUUCUUCUAGCAGAUAGCCCCUAUGUAGCAGGGUAUACUUUCUUGCUCAAAGGCAUUUUCCAUGUAGUCAUUAAGCCCUCAGGUAAAAUGAACAUGCUGUGUCUAAGCAUGCAUGUAUUCCAGCGUCUUCAUCACAGUGCUCAAGUAGGGUGGACAAAGAGCUGACAGAGAUCUAUUCUCUAGGACUUCUAGUGUCUUCUUUCCCUCCCAACAAAAAGUAUGUGGCUCUCAUGGUUGCUACUUCCCUUCAUUCCUUUGAUUAGUCACAUGGCCCCAAUCUAUCCACAAAGCAUAUAUGGAAAUACAUGGAAGUAUGUGAAUUUAUUUAGAUAGCUAUUGUCUCUUCUACACUGUUUGGGGAUAGUUGAAGGAACUCUAGGCCAGAAGUUCACUGCUAGUUGUACCUGGCCUUGUAAACUUGUUCCUUGGAACUGAGCUCCAUAUUUUGAUUUCAGCUCCUCUGGGUCCAUCUGGCCAUGUCUCUGCCUUGGUUCUGUACCUCAGUUUUUUUGUUUGUUUGUUUGUUUGUUUUGUUUUCUUAGCUCUAAUAAGUUAUUCAUGACAGCAGGAAGCGCUUUGAUUCAUUGUACACAAGUGAAGCACAAUUUUUCACUUCUCUGGUUGUUCAUAGAGUCAUAAUGUUUAUGCAAUCAUACAUGUACCUAGGGUAAUGAUGUCAAUCUCAUUAUAGCAUCUUUCUUAUCCACAUAACCCCUCUCCUCCCCUCCCUCCCUUUUUCCCCUACCAAGAUUCCUCCGCUCAUCCCAUGCUUUCCCCCAUUAUGGAUUAGCAUCCACUUAUCAGAGAAAACAUUUGGCCUCUGGGUUUUGGAGAUUGACUUACUUUGCUUAACUUGAUAUUUUCCAACUCUAUCCAUUUAACUCAAAUGCCAAAAUUUUAUUCUCUUUUAAUGCUGAAUAAUAGUCCAUUGUGUAUAUAUAUACCACAGUUUCUUUAUCCACUCAUUUAUUGAAUGGCAUCUAGUUUUAUUCCACAGUUUAGCUAUUGUGAGUGGUGCUGCUAUAAACAUUGAUAUGGCUGUGUCACUGUAGUAUACUGUUUUUAAGUCCUUUGGGUAUAGACUGAAGAGUGGGAUAGCUAGGUCAAAUGGUAGUUCCAUUCUAAAUUUUCUAAAGAAUCUUCAUAUUGCUUCCUAGAUUGGUUGCACCAAUUUUCAGUCCCACCAGCAAUAUAUGAGUGUGCCUUUGCCCCCACAUCUUCACCAACAUUUAUUAUUGCUUGUAUUCUUGAUAAUUCCAUUCGGACUGGGAUGAGAUGAAAUCUCAGCGUAGUUUUGACUUGCAUUUCUCUAAUUACUAGAGAUGUUGAACAUUUUUUAUAUAUUUGUUGAUCAAUUGUAUAUCUUCUUCUGACAAGUGUCUGUUCAGUUUCUUAGCCCAUUUAUUGACUAGGUUGUUUGAUUGUUUGUUUGGUGUUAAGUUUUUGAUAGAGCACUGGAGAUUAGUGCUCUAUCUGAUGUGCGUGUGGUAAAAAUUUGCUCCCAUUCUAUAGGCUCUCUCUUCACCUCAUUGAUUGUUUCUUUUGCUGAGAGAAGCUUUUUAGUUUAAAUCCAUCCCAUUUAUUGAUUCUUGAUUUUAUUUCUUGCUCUUUAGGAUUCUUGUUAAGAAAGUCAGGGCCUAAUCCAACAUGAUGAAGAUUUGGGCCUACUUUUUCUUCUAUUAGGUGUAGGGUCCCUGGUCUAAUUCCUAAGUACUUAAUCCACUUUGAGUUGAGUUUUGUGCAUAUGUACUUCAGUUCUUAUGAUGAAGAGUCCUACACUGAAAUGCAAUUUCAGUUGUUUCUCUUACCCUUUGCUUACUUGAUCUGUUGGCAGCACUUCUAUGAUCUGAUGUCAAAUUCUCUGAUCUAAAUAUAGUAUACAGACUCUGUGAAAAGACCUUUUCUGGCUCUCAGUUACCAGACCUUCCCUCUAUUGCCUGUAACUUUGCUGUUCACAAUCUGGCCUGCUCUGGUUUGGCCUGUCCCAUCACCACACAAGACCUGGUCUAUCAAAGGAAGUGGAAAAAGUAAGAAAAAGACAGGAAAGCAGAGCAGAAAAGAGGCAAAGUUAUAUAAUCAGUGGACAUUACACAGAAUGGGGAUCAAGGCUAAACUCUGUCAUUUCUUACUUACAUGACCUUUGCCAAAUCUGAAAUUCUUUGUUUCUUCAUCUAGAACAUGAAAAAUGUAGACCAUAUUAUCUUUAAGGUCCCUUCUGGUCCUGGCAACUUAUGACUUUACAUGAAGAAGAAAUUGUCUUGAAGGCUCUUGGACUCUUUGAGGGUAAUGGAGAAAGACACCAGCAUGAGCACUGAAUGGAGGGGAUGGCCUUUACACUUGAAGAAAGGCUGCAGCUAGGAAUCCAUGGCCUGAUUCCCCCCUGCUUCCUGAGCCAGGACGUCCAGCUCCUCCGGAUCAUGAGAUACUACGAGAAGCAGCAGAGUGACCUGGACAAGUACAUCAUUCUCAUGACGCUCCAAGACCGGAAUGAGAAGUUGUUCUACCGAGUGCUGACGUCUGACGUGGAGAAGUUCAUGCCAAUCGUGUACACACCUACCGUGGGGCUGGCCUGUCAGCACUAUGGCCUGACCUUCCGCCGGCCACGUGGGCUGUUUAUCACCAUUCAUGACAAAGGCCAUCUUGCAACAAUGUUGAACUCUUGGCCAGAAGACAAUAUCAAGGCUGUGGUAGUGACUGAUGGAGAACGCAUACUGGGUUUGGGAGACCUGGGCUGCUACGGCAUGGGCAUCCCUGUGGGCAAGCUGGCCCUGUACACCGCGUGUGGAGGGGUGAACCCACAGCAGUGUCUCCCAGUCCUGCUGGACGUCGGCACCAACAACGAGGAGCUGCUCAGAGACCCUCUUUACAUCGGCCUGAAACACCAACGUGUGCGUGGGAAGGAGUACGAUGACUUGCUGGAUGAGUUCAUGCAGGCUGUGACAGAUAAGUUUGGAAUAAAUUGCCUCAUUCAAUUUGAAGACUUUGCCAAUGCCAAUGCCUUCCGCCUGCUCAACAAAUACCGCAACAAGUAUUGCAUGUUCAAUGAUGACAUCCAAGGCACAGCCUCUGUGGCUGUGGCAGGGAUCCUGGCUGCUCUGAGAAUCACCAAGAACAAGCUCUCCAAUCAUGUGUUUGUUUUCCAAGGUGCAGGUGAGGCAGCUAUGGGCAUCGCCCACCUUCUUGUCAUGGCCUUGGAGAAAGAAGGUGUACCCAAGGCAGAGGCCACAAGGAAGAUCUGGAUGGUGGACUCCAAGGGACUGAUUGUCAAGGGGAGAAGCCACCUGAACCAUGAGAAAGAAAUGUUUGCCCAAGACCAUCCUGAAGUGAACUCCCUGGAGGAGGUGGUGAGGCUGGUGAAGCCCACAGCCAUCAUAGGUGUUGCUGCCAUCGCAGGAGCCUUCACGGAGCAGAUUCUGAGGGACAUGGCCUCCUUCCACGAGCGCCCUAUCAUCUUUGCCCUGAGCAAUCCCACCAGCAAGGCCGAGUGCACAGCUGAGAAGUGCUACCGGGUCACCGAGGGCCGAGGGAUCUUUGCCAGUGGAAGUCCUUUUAAGAGUGUGACUCUGGAAGAUGGAAAAACAUUCAUUCCUGGGCAGGGAAAUAAUGCCUAUGUGUUCCCUGGAGUGGCACUGGGAGUCAUUGCCGGCGGGAUCCGGCACAUCCCUGAUGAGGUCUUCCUCCUAACAGCAGAGCAAAUUGCCCAGGAGGUCUCUGAGCAGCACCUAUCCCAAGGGAGACUGUACCCACCACUCAGCACCAUCAGAGAUGUAUCUCUGAGAAUCGCCAUCAAAGUCCUGGACUAUGCCUACAAACACAACCUGGCUUCCUGCUACCCGGAGCCUGAGAACAAGGAGGCUUUCAUAAGAUCCCUCAUCUACACUCCAGACUAUGACUCAUUUACACUGGACAGCUACAGUUGGCCCAAGGAAGCCAUGAAUUUUCAGACAGUCUGAUGAGUCUCAGGGGCUGGUAUGGGGCUGGAUGAAGCCCAAAGUAACACCCACAAUAUAAAUGGGUUCCAAAAUGGU
Messenger RNA from Marmota monax (woodchuck), 4233 nucleotides. RefSeq names its product malic enzyme 3 (gene Me3). NCBI's taxonomy places the organism in Eukaryota, Metazoa, Chordata, Mammalia, Rodentia, Sciuridae. Gene Ontology annotation, cellular component: mitochondrion. Bases 2521 to 4158 code for a protein of 545 amino acids. The transcript has 14 exons. The record is from RefSeq and is a predicted model, not a curated record. Gene Ontology annotation, biological process: malate metabolic process; pyruvate metabolic process. Gene Ontology annotation, molecular function: malate dehydrogenase (decarboxylating) (NADP+) activity; NAD binding; malate dehydrogenase (decarboxylating) (NAD+) activity.